UGUCGACCCGCAGUUGUCUCUUGGCUGAAUAUAGUCUGAGUGUCGUGUGUGGAACUUAACCAAUGCUUUAUUGUGGUGCUGGAAUUCCUAUGGACAUUGGAUGCUGCGUUUAAAGAGAAAAAAAAGAGGAAGGGAAAAAUGAACGACAUACGAAAUAGGAGGAAACGAAGUGUCUUUCAGAAGGAGUAAAUAAAAGAGAAAAAGAAGACUGGGAAGCGCAGAGGAGGUACGAAGUCUGAAGCGGCGUGGUGACGGGAAUGUGUAGAAAGAGAGAGUGCGGCGCCGUGCAUCCCCGUGGCUCAUCCAUGUGUAGCGUGACUGGGGUGUUGCUGGGGGUGGCCGAGGUGAAGCUCCCCCUUCGGCGCCUCCCCCAGGAGAUGCGGACGCACGUCGCCGUCGUCUCCCACGCGGCCGUCCUCCACGACGAGACGGCCUCGAAGAAGGAGAACCAGGACGAGUUUCUGGAGGAGCGGGAGAGGUUCAUCGGCGUGGUGGACGGGUUCUACGCCCUGCAGGAGGUGUCGGUCGAGGUGGCUGACGGGCGGUGCGAGGUCAAGCGAGGGCAGGAUGUCGUCCUCAAGCACCGGCUGUGUGACGUCAUCAUCGCCACGACCAUCCCCGAGUACUCGCAGCGGGUCGUCUACAUCACCCGCGACGACUCCUUCGGGCGCGCCGCCGUCGUGCUGCAGAUGAUGUCCCUCAAACACGUGGAGAAGCUGCUCGAGUUUUUCACCGUGGAGGACACCGCCAGGCUGGCUCCGCCCUCGAACGGCUUCCCUCCGGGCUCGGUGUCGCCCAAGGAGUCGCGGGCGUCCUGGAGCCGCGGGAUGGGCAAGAAGAUCUCCUCCAUGCUGAUGUCCCUCGCCAACAACAGCGGGAACAAAAGGACUCCGUCGCGCCCCGAGGACCGCUGCGCCGACGUGGUCGUCACGCCCGCGAGCGACGCCAAGGUGGGGGGCUAUCCCGAGUCCGACUCGCAGUCCGACUCCGACGAGGGCGACGACGAGUCCAGCAUCGAGGACAGUGACUCCAAGUCCGAGAGCAAGUUCUAUGAGGACCACGGCCUCGACAAGGCGGUCCAGGAGAGCCUCUACGACGACGACUCCGUGGACUCGGUGUCACAGGGCAGCGACUCGUCCCAGGCGGAGGCCAACGCCGCCGUGAUCGAGGCGGAGAUCAGGUACUUCGUGAAGACCGACGCAGACUUCCUCAGGGCGCUGCAGAGCCUGGACGAGGACCGGGAGCGCCUCAGCAGCGAGGAGACGCCUCAAUUCAUACGCGAGAAGCUGACGCUGCUGUUCGCCCAGAUCAAGGCCCUCACCCUGCUGCACCGGGAGCUCCACGGCGAGUUCGAGCGCAGUGGCAUCAGCCCGCAGCUGCUGAGCGAGGCGAUCGUGGGCCACCGGGACGAUUACGAGAAGUAUGUGUAUUUCAUGGAGAACAUUCCCACCGUGGACGGCAUCCUCUCUGCGCACUCGGACUACUUCAAGGCCAAAAUGCCGGAACUGCCGGAGAAGCUGAGGAAGCCGCGCAUGCGCCUCCACUAUUAUGUCCUCACGCUUGAGACCUUGCUGAAGAGGGUCAGCACGCGAGAGGAGAAGAGAUCCAUUCAGGAAGCGAUUGACGUCCUCAAAGUUCCUCUGAAAAAGGCCGACUCGAAGCUCUUCCUCGGAGCCGUCACGGGGUCGCCCUUUGACCUCAGCAAUUUCGGGAACCUGAUCCGACACAGCGACCUGCACCUCCGACGCGGCGGAGACCUGCCGAAGCGAGUGUACCACGUCCUCAUGCUGAAGACCAUCAUCAUCAUCACGCUGUCGCAAGGAAGGAAUUACAAGUACAUCACCAGCUUCCGGAUGGACCAGGUCAGCCUCGGAAAACGCCAGGGCCGAGGAGUGCUCUUCACGCUCGAGGUGAGGAACGGUCCUCGAGGCCAAGCCGUUCCUCACGUGUUCAAGGCUAAGAACAUCAACAUGCAGCAGCUGUGGAUCAACGACAUCAAAUGGAUCCUGAGAGAGAAAUCGCAGACUACAACGCCGAGAAACAGUUUCAUUGAGGGGGACCCCGAGCUACGUGUCAGCGGCAGACGGAGCAAAUUCCGCAGAGGACAGUCCUUCGAGAGAGUCUUGAACAAGGGACCUUCUCACCCAGGCAGCAGUCCCGAGAUCGGCAUGGAGGACGAGGGCGAUCAGGCUGGGAACGCCUCGGGGUAUGAUGGCAGACCUCGCCGUCGAGGAGCAGUUAAGAAACAUUCGAGCGCACCGAGUCGCCCUCGACCUGUGGUAAGGCAGGCAAGCGGAUACACCUCAGACGGAGAUUCUGCGCCCAGCUGGAAGAGUCACACGUCGCCAUCACCGCUAGCAGUGUGGACGGUCUUCCCUCAGCUUGAAAGUCUGUUCAAGGCUCUCCCUCCAGACGACAAAGAAGGCAAUUUCUCUCAUCCGGCCUCAGUGUUUUCUCAUGAACGAAAAUACACAGCAAACCUGAACGAGCAGCUCGGACAACUCUUGGAGGACGAAUUCCCGCGGCCUCCGUCUUGCAUUGUGACCCAUAUGAGAGCUCUCUUCGUCUUCCACUCUAACACUUUUCACAAUCUACUCGAAGAAGCCACUAGCGAGGGUUGCCCCGAGGACAUAGCCAAGUGUUUCAUCAUUUGUGCAGAACGUAUACGUGAGUUGUACGCCGCGUUUCUAGCCGAUCGCGUACGGCUCGACUCCACCAUGAGAGAAAUGGACCUAAAAAACCCCUACGUUUAUCCCUUGAUCCAAGUGGAGGUGUACAUGAAGUGUUUACUCCAACUAGGCGAGACUCAUAGUUCCAAUCCCGGCGCAAAAGCGACAUUCGACGAAGCCUUGUCGAUCUUCAAAGGCGUCAUAUCAGAAGCCAACACGAUCCUCUUGACGGAGACAGUCGACGGGUCUCCCUUCGACCUCGACGAGUGCGGGACGGUGCUGAUGGAGGGCGACGUGAAGGUGCGGUUCCCGGGGCAGAUGAUGAGGCAGGAUAUCCACGCAGUGUUGUUGGAGACGAUGAUCCUCCUGCUGGAGUACCGGCACCCGCGCUACCAGUACGUGGAAGCGCUGAGGAUGGACACCGUGGGUCUGGGUCCCGCCAAUGACGUCAACAGCUUCUCCGUCGAGGUGCGCGAGGGGGCUGCGCGGACGCUCACCUACGUCUUCAAGGCCCCGCGCAAGGACGAGCGUGAAAAGUGGCAACGCGAAAUCACGGACAUUCUCAAGCAACAAGUCUUGAAGCUCAAAGAGAAACAAAAGCGAAGGUUGGGAAGUGAAAUGCAGAUUCUUAAAAACAUCGAAGCAAACGAUGCAGUGAACCUACACAGUGUGUCCCCGAGACAAAAGCUCCUGGAGACGUCUUUGUGAACCUUGUGGUCCAGCAUUGCCUAGUCUUACCUGUACAGAUAUAAUUAUUCUUGUAAAAGGAAAUUAGACAUUAAGAUAAUUGUCAUUUGCUGAACUGGGUAGAUAGUUGAAACUGUUAUAAUGCUCAGUUAGGGAUUCCAUUUUCGAUUACAAAAUAGCCAAGAGAAUUAAUGAUACUUCCAUACUGUGGGUUACCUGUUGUACGUAUCGGUAUUAUUGUCUGAUGAACAUAUUAUAUGUAAAUAAGUGUAUUGUUAAUAAAUAUAUUGUAAGUUUA
Messenger RNA from Penaeus vannamei (Pacific white shrimp), 3654 nucleotides. The record is from RefSeq and is a predicted model, not a curated record. NCBI's taxonomy places the organism in Eukaryota, Metazoa, Arthropoda, Malacostraca, Decapoda, Penaeidae.